This is a messenger RNA of Vitrella brassicaformis, 2310 nucleotides long. The record is from the annotation of a GenBank genome assembly. NCBI's taxonomy places the organism in Eukaryota, Vitrellaceae.
AGAUCUCGGCGCUUUGAGACGGCCUUCGCGUGGCUGUGCGUGUGGUUCGGUCGGUAUGGCGGAGAGCACGCUUCGUUUCUGCGGUGUGUUACAGGGUCACCGGGGGUGGGUGACGUCCAUCUCGUGCACCAUCGACGCACCCAACGUCGUCAUCUCCUCCUCGCGAGGUACACACACACACCGAAGAGGGCAAUUAAGGAGGGGGAAGGGAGAAGGGGGGCAGCCAGCCGGGGGGAGAUCUGAUCUGACCUGUGUGCCUUGGUUGGUAUGAUGUAUGGUGCCUGCAGAUAAGAAGGUGAUCUUGUGGAAUAUCACGCCAGACAACCCAGAGCAGUACGGCUAUGCCAAGAGAGCACUCUCAGGGUCAGCCCAGCCAACUAACCACACACGGUUGAUAUGCCACCACUGCUGGCACCACUGGUUGGUACGCGCCUCACCUGUCUGUCUGUCUGUCUGGUUGGUUCUUCCGUCCAUCAGUCACUCCCAGCCGGUGCAGGAUGUGGUUUUGUCCACGGACGGGCAGUUCGCCCUCUCGGGAUCUUGGGGUCAGUGACGCCACGCCACGCGAGGCCAUGUGUAUACUAUAGCCAGCUGACAUGGCUCUGUGUGUAUGUGUGUGUGUCCCAUGCCAUGCUGGGUUGGUGGCAGACAAGACUCUCCGUCUGUGGGAUCUGAACAAGGGCGAGUCGGUGCGGUCAUUCGUCGGCCACACAGGCGACAUCUUCUCCGUCGCAUUCUCAGUCGACAACAGACAAAUCGUCUCCGGUGAGUAAGAAGCAAGGUCAUUCAUGUCGUCUGUCUGUGCAGAUGGAUGGAUGGAAGGGUGGGUCGAUGUGUAUUUAAUGCACAUGUGUGUGUGUGUGCAGGGAGUCGCGACAAGACGAUCAAGUUGUGGAACACGUUGGCCGAGUGCAAGUACACCAUCCUCGACGACCAGCACACCGACUGGAUCAGCUGCGUCCGAUUCAGCCCAUCAGCCAAACAGCCUAUCAUCGUCUCAUGCGGAUGGGACAAACUCGUCAAGGUCAACACAACACCAACCACCUCCCUCCAACUAUCUCCCUCUCUGUGUGUGUGUGUGUGUUUAGGUGUGGAGUCUGACCAACUGCAAGCUGAAGACCAACCUGGCCGGCCACAGCGGCCCCCUGUACACGGUGACCAUCUCGCCCGACGGCUCCCUGUGCGCCAGCGGCGGCAAGGACGGCACGGCGAUGCUGUGGGACGUCAACGAGGGCAAACACCUCUACUCCCUCGAGGCGGGCGUCACCAUCAACGCACUCUGCUUCUCCCCCAAGAACUACUGGCUGUGCGCCGCUACAGACAACUCCAUCAAGGUCACUGUGGUCACACACACAGACCACAGACGGACACGACAGACAGAGAGCGACGGGUGUACGGUGUGUGGUGUGGUGACUGUGGCAGAUAUGGGAUUUGGAGAAUAAGAAUGUGUUGGAGGAGCUGCACCCGACGGAGCCGUCCAAGUCGGGCCUCCCAUGGUGCGUUUCGCUCACCUGGAGCGCCGACGGAAACACACUCUUCGCUGGGUACGUACGUCACGUCAGGUGGCACGUGUGUAUGUCACCACAGAGAGAGAACAGAGAGAGAGACAUGUCUGUCUGUAUGUAUGUCUGCCUGCCCUUGUCUUCGACCUCUCUGUGUGUGUGUGUGGAAUAUCAGGUCGACGGACACCAACAUCUACGUGUACGAGAUUGCACGUCAAACCUACUAGACAAACAAGACAAUGGCGGGCAAGACAAGGCACUACAUGUUCGUGUGCGUGUGCGUGGUUGCGUGAGCUAAAGGACGGGGGGUGGAUGUGAUUGAUGUCUGGAAGGAAGGCAAUUAGCCCUGCGGUCGGUGCAUUCGGUGGAUGCAUCGGAAGCGAGCUGUCUCCUUCGUGCGUGUGCACACACAUACUUGCCUAUUACGUUGCUCGACUCGCCUAAUUGCUGGCCUGACUGCCUGUCGCCCCCUCUGUAAUGCCGUAAGGAUGGCCGGCCGCCGGCGGCCCCGCCCCCCCUUCAAGGGGGAGGGAGCCGUGGCCGCCUUCCUUGACUGCCAGCUUUGAUAGCGCUGAACAAACACGUCACACCGUCUGUGAGUGGUGCAAUCGAUGCUAUCAGUGGUGCAUUAAGGAUCACGUGUGUGUUCGGACGCUUUGCUGGAGGAAGGGCAUGGGGAGGGAGGAUUCAUUCGCGCGUCGAUGGCUGGCAGGCAGGCAAGGCGAUGCACAUGCAGGCGAUGUGACACUCGUGGUGGUGUGUGUGUGUGUGUGAGCCGCACAGACAGCACAGCACGGCACGGCUGCUG